This is a messenger RNA of Spinacia oleracea (spinach), 2782 nucleotides long. Its product is annotated as protein ACCELERATED CELL DEATH 6. NCBI's taxonomy places the organism in Eukaryota, Viridiplantae, Streptophyta, Magnoliopsida, Caryophyllales, Amaranthaceae. Gene Ontology annotation, cellular component: plasma membrane. The record is from RefSeq and is a predicted model, not a curated record. Gene Ontology annotation, molecular function: protein binding. The transcript is spliced from 4 exons. The coding region runs from base 49 to 2388 and encodes 779 amino acids.
GCUUAACAUCUAGCCAUAAACAUUACAGAGGAGAAGAGUGAAGCUUCAAUGGCAAACAACAUAAUAAUAUCUCAGCUGCUCUUAGCAGCACGAGACGGGGACGUGAAAUUCCUCACAGAAGCUCUUGCUACUCAACCUGCUGAUUAUUUCCUUGUUCGGAGUAAGAACAAAGAUGGUCAAGAACAUUACAACUUUAUCCACAUUGCGGUAUUGAAUGAGCAAUCAGAGUUCCUUAAAGAAGCACUAGGUAGAUUACCUGUCUCUACCGUGCAUCUUCUCUGCAACCAAGCUUCUUCGGACUUCAAUUACAACGUGUUUCACUGUGCAGCUUUACGUGGCAAUCUCGCCAUUGUCAAUCUCCUUGUCAAGAUUUACAAAUCAUCAUCUUCAUCAUCAUCUUCUUCUUCGUCAUCUUCUUCUUCAAUGGUGGAUCUUCAUCUGCAUUCCAAGCCAUGGUUAACUGUGGAUGUGAAUGGGAAGACGCCUUUUCACGUGGCUUUGGAUAGGGGGAGGGAUGAUUGUGCAUUGGAAAUAAUGUCACUAGAUAAAGAAAUACUUUGCAAUAUGGUUGACAACAAAGGUAUCAGUCCGCUCUUUCUAGCUGCGCAGCAAGGUUGCGCACAAGUUGGUGUGAAGAUCUUGACAUCGGGCCAUUCUUACAAUACUAGUGGUGAGGAUGGGUCGACUCCCCUUGAUGUUGUACCAAAUUGCUCAGAGGAAGUAUGCAAACUGCUACUUGACAAGCAUCCAGAAAUGGUAAAACAUGUCGAUGAAAAUGGACGCACACUUCUACACAAGUGGGUAAUGAUGGGGAAAUUAUGGCCAAUUCAGUUGCUAUUAAAUCGAGAAAAACCCAAUAUGUGGAGGAAGGAGUUUAUCAACCUCUUAUGCACAACAGAGAAGCUGACAAACAACAAUCCUUUACACAUAGCAGCUUGUAACCACAAUGAAGCAGUUGUGCAGGUUGUGCAGCUCCUUGUUGAAGCUUAUAUAGAUGCCUAUGAACAAGGAGAGGUUCUUCAGCCGAGCCCUUGGAAAUGGGAGAAUAAAGAUGGGGAUACGCCUCUAAUGGUAUCCUUAAUCAAUAAACACGAAGAACUAGCACUGUAUUUUUUGACUGUGGAUAUGGAGAAUUUAGUUAUACAUGCAACCAAGAGUAUACUGUACUAUGCAGUACUGAAUGGAUGUAAUGAUGCAGCAGAAAAUAUUUUGAUUACAGUCCAUCCUACUAGCUUCGAUCUUAUGCAGCUUAAAGGCAAUGGGGGGAGAAAUGUAUUGCACAUCGCAUCGAAUUGCACAGAAAGAACAGGCGACAUCUUGGUGGAAAAGUUACCUUGGCUGAUCAAUGAGCUUGAUGAAGUUGGAAAGAGCCCCCUUGAUAUAGCAGCUGAAGUUGGUACGGCAUGGCUCAUAGAACUACUGCUGAAAAAGGACCCUUCGUUGAGCGCAAAUGCACCAUUUGCUUGGAUUGAAGCAUGUAAGAGAGGCCACAAAGACGCUAUUCAUGCCUUCAUAGACAACUCCACUGAUUUCAGAACCCUCUGUAUUCGUAGAAAAGACUCCCCUUUACAUCACAUACAACUAAAAUCUUACUGGAAAUACAAGGAAUUUUUAGAUAUUCCCUUGAUUCAGGAGAUGAAAAACAUGCCUGAUUUUACUGGUGCAACACCCCUGCAUCGAGCAUUAGAACGCAGGGACAUCGACUUGGUUGAAGCACUGCUCUCCAUUGACGGGGUUUUCAGAAACAUCAAGACCAAGAAUAGGAAAUCUGCCACCGAAAUACUGAAAGAGUUAUGCAAGGAAGACUACAAAUGGGACUCAAUGUGCAGACGUAUACAAAUCAAUCCAUGGCUAAGGACAGAAUUUAUCAGCACUGGUAUGGCUAAUUGUAUGAGAUAUAGUGGAAGUAGGUCACAAGGCACAACACCAUCAGCCGGAGAAAUGCGAGGCACACUAUCAGUUGUAGCAGCCCUUCUUGCAACCCUUACAUUUGCAGCUGGUUUCACUGUUCCUGGAGGCCUUAAUGAAGAUGAUGGAGAAGCAAUUCUGGCAAAGAAGGCAGCCUUUCUAGUGUUCAUACUAGCAGACACAUACGCCAUGUGUUGUUCCAUGUUAGUCUUGUUCUGCCUCAUAUGGUCUAUGGUUGGUGACCGUGAUAAGUCACUCAUAUUGAUCGAUCGAAGCAUGGUGAUACUUGUGCAAUCCCUUUAUGGAACAUUGGUGGCAUUUAUGACAGGAAUCUACGCUACUAUAUCCCACAAGUCCUUGUGGGCAGCUAUCAUAGUCAUUAUUAUGUGCUCUAUCGUUGCGAUUUCAUCCAAUAGAGCUAUCUUGGAUAAGGUGCUUGAUAAGUUAAUCCCUUCGGUUGAAAGGGAGAGAAGAGUGUAAAUCCGGUGUGUGGAAGAGAUAGUCUUUCUUUAAAUAACUUUUAGUUUAAAUUUGUUCUAACAGUUCUGGACAGAAUUAGGAAUAAAGGUUGCAGAAUCUUGAGUUGCGGAUAAAAUAAGAGAGAACAAACACCCAGAGUACCAUAAGAGCGACUCCAGAGGUGGUGUAGCUAUGUUUGUCACAUUAAAUUUCUAGCAACAAUUGAUUUAAGCUACAAAGUUUACAUUGGUUGGCCACAUUACCUUGUACGGAGUAGCUCCUUAUGAUAUUUAAUUUAUUUAUUUUAUCCAAAAUAAAUUAUUCAAGAACCAACAAGAAUUUGAGCUACCGGCUCAAAAUAGCUACAAAAUUUUGAUAAUUUCUUAUGUCAUUAAUGUACCAAUGGUUGGCUACC